CAUCAAAACUUGAUCAUUUCGUCGACUUGGGCAUAGAAACGAUCCAUCUGACACCAAUGUUUGAAACGUCAGCAAGGGACAUGGGAUAUGACGUCACAGAUUACUAUAAAGUAGAUCACAGGCUUGGUACAAUAAGCGAUUUGGAAGAACUCAUCAAGGAAAUGAAUAAAAGAAAUAUGAAGUUGCUGCUAGAUUUGGUGAUCAAUCAUAGUGGUCAUGAAAACGAAUGGUUCCAAAAAUCCAUCGAUCGAAUCGAUCCAUACACUGAUUUCUAUGUUUGGAAAGAUUCCAAGGGCUUCAACAAUAAAACUAAGAAAGAAAUACCACCAAAUAAAUGGAGUAGUUUCUUCGGUGGUUGGGCUGGUUCUGGUUGGGAAUGGAAUGAAAAAAGAAAACAAUUUUAUUUCCAUCAGUUCUUGCCGGAACAACCUGAUCUCAAUCUCAGGAAUGAAAUUUUGAAGAAAGAAUUAUGGAAAAUAAUUGAGUUUUGGCUCAACAAAGGCGUAGCUGGGUUUAGACUUGAUGCCACUCCAAAUUUCUUUGAAGAUAAAGAAUUUAGAGACGAUGACUACGGACGCCAGUAUGAUCUACCUGAAGUUUACGAAUUUAUACACGAAUUCCGGACGUAUUUGGACCAUUAUAAUAAGGAGCAUGGUGGUUUUGAAAGGAUUUUCAUUGCCGAAGCACAUACCGAUUGGAACACUGUGAUCGAAUACUAUGACAGAGAGGAUUAUCCAAUCACACAUUUCCCCUAUAUGUUUCUGCUCGAAUAUAUCGAUGAGCCUUUGCGUGCAAAAUUUUUGACUCGUGAUCUUUCCGAUUGGAUGAUGAUACUACCGAAAGGAAAGGUAUCAGCUUGGAUGACUCAAGAUCACGAUAAUCCGAGAGUAGGAUCGCGAAUUUUACCAGAAUAUGGUGAUAUUUUCACAAUGAUAUCAAUGAUGCUACCUGGAACGGUAUGUGUGUAUUAUGGACAAGAGAUUAAUAUGAUGCACGGUUUGGUCACUAAGGAUCAAAUCAAGGAUUUCUCAGGUGAAGGUACCAGAGAUCCUUGCAGACUCACAAUGCAGUGGGAUGAUUCCAUUAAUGCUGGAUUUUCAACCAACAUUACAACGACGUAUCUACCAGCAAAUUCUGAUUACUUUGAAAGAAAUGUUGAAGUGCAAAAAAUACAGCCAGUCAGUCAUUAUAACUUAUUGAAGGAUUUAUCAACGUUAAGGCAAACGAACACUUUUAAAUAUGGAAAAUUUAAAAAUGAUGCUUAUUAUGAAAAUAUCUACAGUUUGUCCAGAUCAUAUGAAGGUCACGUGCUCACAGUGGUAGCCAAUCUUUAUCGUACUUCUUCGUUUCGUGUAAAUUUAACCGAAAUACUGAAUAACCAUCCCAAUGAGAUUAUCAUAGCUGCAGCUUCUGUAAACUCGGGAUAUAUAAAAGGAUUUAAUAUAGAACAGGAAUCGCGAGAAGAAUUCUACAUGAGACCAUUAACAAGUGUGGUAUUGGAAACCUAUCAACCUCAUACAUGAAGAUGAAGAUAGCAGCCCUGACUUUUAGAAAAAGUAUACUUCAUUGAAUUCAGACAUUUGAGGCAUUCGUAUUGAAAAACGCCAAUCUUUUAACUAAACUGUAUGUAUAAAAUGAAAAAUAAAAUCUGUGACUCUUUUCAAAUUUAAAA
Molecule: messenger RNA, 1672 nt
Organism: Planococcus citri (citrus mealybug)
Lineage: Eukaryota; Metazoa; Arthropoda; Insecta; Hemiptera; Pseudococcidae
Product: maltase 2-like
Exons: 9
Coding region: 57-1523 (488 amino acids)
Biological process (GO): carbohydrate metabolic process
Source: RefSeq, a predicted model, not a curated record